AUGGCUUCCGAGCUUGCUCCCGCUCCUCAAAUCGACGGCGAGGCGAUGCUCGAAAUAUUCGUUCAUCGCUCAAUCAAAUUCACUGGCAUGCCGCUGAACCCAGACUCUCCUUACGGUGACGGGAGGAGGCUUGCAUCCAUCGGAGGGAAAGCGUUGGAAGCAGCUUAUACGCUAAUAUUCUUCAACAAGCGGCCGAUGUUGACGGCGGAAGCUCUCGAGUUGGAAAUAAGCAAACUCCCUGAGCAGGUGGAAAAAUGGGUGGAAGGGUAUAAGUGGCGGGAAAAGGUGCGGCAUUCGCCAGAUACCAACAUCAGGACCCCCGAAGAGACUCGCUAUCUCAUGGACGCGUACGUUGGAGCAGUCCUUGUUGGAGAAGGUUUCCAGGCUGUCCUCAACUGGAUAACUGCCCUUGUUGAUCCCAGCGCGGCGCAGCCGGCUCAACAAGGGCAGUAUUCAGAGCCGCCGUCUAAGAGAUUGAGACCCGACCAGCAGAUGCCGUUUCCUCAAGCACCUCUUCCGAACGCUCACGCUCCGUACCCACCGUAUUCUCCACCUCCCCAUAUGCACAUGCCCCCUCCGCAACCCCACAUGCCGGCUCCCCCCCUUCCGCCAAAUCCUCUUGCACCUGCUGCUCCCCAAUCUGCAUUUCUUCCUCUCUUCAACCAGACCGCUCAACAACGUCGGCUGGAAGUUCAAUACCCCGCGCAGUUUACGGGCCCUGCGCAUGCUGGGCGGUGGACUGUUCAAUGUCUCGUCAACGGGAUUGAGAAGGGUAUCGGUACUGGGCCUAGUAAGCAGCUUGCGAAGGAGGAAGCAGCUCGCCAGGCGUACUACGCAAUGGGAUGGGCACCUCGUGAGUAA
This is a messenger RNA of Dichomitus squalens LYAD-421 SS1, 861 nucleotides long. RefSeq lists its product as uncharacterized. Gene Ontology annotation, biological process: RNA processing. The record is from RefSeq and is a predicted model, not a curated record. NCBI's taxonomy places the organism in Eukaryota, Fungi, Basidiomycota, Agaricomycetes, Polyporales, Polyporaceae. The coding region runs from base 1 to 861 and encodes 286 amino acids. Gene Ontology annotation, molecular function: ribonuclease III activity. The transcript has 4 exons.